This is a messenger RNA of Prunus armeniaca (apricot), 1554 nucleotides long. The record is from the annotation of a GenBank genome assembly. NCBI's taxonomy places the organism in Eukaryota, Viridiplantae, Streptophyta, Magnoliopsida, Rosales, Rosaceae.
AUGAACCAACUCAUUACCGCCUGUUCGACGCUUUCCCGCAUAGAUUAUGCAGUUUUAGCCUUUACCCAGAUUGAAAGUCCCAAUGUUUUUGUCUACAAUGCGAUGAUCAAAGGCUUUGUUUGUUGCGGUCACCCAUGUCAGGCUUUAGGUUGUUAUAUCAAUAUGCUCAGGGGCAUGGUUUUGCCUACCAGUUAUACUUUUUCAUCGUUAAUCAAGGCCUGCACUUCACUAUCUGCGUUGGGGGUUGGAGAAGCUGUUCAAGGCCACAUUUGGAAACAUGGGUUUGGGUCACAUUUGUUUGUUCAGACUUCUUUGAUUGAUUUUUAUUCGAAGUUGCGACGAAUCAGUGAAUCCAGAAAGGUGUUUGAUGAAAUGCCUGAAAGAGACGCUUUUGCGUGGACUACUAUGGUUUCAUCUCAUGCUCGAGUGGGGGAUAUGAGUUCCGCGAGGAUAUUAUUUGAUGAGAUGGAGGAAAGGAACAUAACUACUUGGAAUACUAUGAUCGACGGCUAUGCUAGACUUGGCAAUGUGGAGUCUGCGGAGUUGUUGUUUAAUCACAUGCCAACUAGGGAUAUUAUCUCAUGGACUACUAUGAUUGAUUGUUAUUCUCAGAAUAAGAAAUUUGGGGAAGCAUUAGCAGUUUUUAAUGACAUGAGGAUGAAAGGGAUCAGUCCUGAUGAAGUGACUAUGGCAACUGUUAUUUCAGCUUGUGCCCAUCUUGGAGCCCUUGACUUGGGAAAGGAGAUACAUCUUUACAUAUUGCAAAAUGGGUUUGAUAUCGAUGUUUAUAUUGGAUCUGCAUUGAUUGAUAUGUAUGCUAAGUGUGGCGCAUUGGAUAGGUCUCUUUUGGUUUUCUUUAAAUUGCAGGACAAGAACCUGUUCUGUUGGAAUUCAGCAAUUGAAGGACUUGCAGUUCACGGAUUUGCCAAAGAAGCACUAGCAAUGUUUAGCAAGAUGGAGAGAGAGAAGAUCAAUCCAAAUGGGGUUACUUUUGUAAGUGUUUUAAGUUCCUGCACUCAUGCAGGGCUUGUUGAAGAAGGCCGUAGGAGAUUUUCAAGCAUGACCCAAGAUUAUUCCAUUCUUCCCGAAGUUGAACACUAUGGAUGCAUGGUGGAUCUAUUGAGCAAAGCUGGAUUGCUUGAAGAUGCACUAGAGUUGAUAAGAAGCAUGAAAUUUGAACCUAAUGCUGUUAUCUGGGGUGCCUUGUUGGGUGGAUGUAAGCUUCAUAGGAACUUGGAGAUUGCUAAAGUUUCUGUCAAUGAAUUGAUGGUAUUGGAGCCAAAUAAUAGUGGUUAUUACACCCUUUUGGUUAACAUGUAUGCUGAAGCCAAACGAUGGCGACAAGUUGCAGAUACACGAGCAACUAUGAAGGAACUUGGGGUAGAAAAGGGAUGUCCUGGGUCCAGUUGGAUUGAAAUGGAAAGGAUAGUCCAUCAGUUUGCAGCAUCUGAUAAAUCUCAUCCAGCUUCAAGUGAAAUUUACUUGUUGCUGGCAGAAUUAUACGGGCAGCUGAAGUUUGAUGCUUAUGUUCCUGAACUUGGCUUUGAGUUAUAG